Messenger RNA from Anopheles darlingi, 3179 nucleotides. Its product is annotated as ras-related and estrogen-regulated growth inhibitor-like protein. The record is from RefSeq and is a predicted model, not a curated record. Lineage: Eukaryota; Metazoa; Arthropoda; Insecta; Diptera; Culicidae. Bases 821 to 1561 code for a protein of 246 amino acids. The transcript has 4 exons. Gene Ontology annotation, molecular function: GTP binding; GTPase activity.
UUUUCCGGUAAACACCGAGUCGCACACGCACACACACACACAGAGUCAGGCCAGACAGGCAGACAGCCACGCGAUCACGCGCCAUACCGUGCCCCGUACAACGUGAGAUUCGCAUUCGCAGCGUCUUCGCAUUUUCCGUGUGUGUCGCUUUCCUGUACGCGAAUCGCUGAAGCUGAUUGUGCGGCUGCGAGAAGUGUGGCGGCAUCCGCGUCGGUGCUGUACGCCUGGCGGUGUGUGAUCUGUGUAUCGUCAGUCAGUCACUGAGUGGUGAACGUUGCUCGAAACCGGCAUAAUUCAGUUGGCUCUACAGGUGUAUUUGUUGGACUGUUUGAAAGUGAGAGAAAGAGAAGUGCGAAGUGGUGAAUUACUGGCAUUGGGUUUCCAAUCCAAAAACACGCCCAUGGAACCAUGCUAGAAAGUCGAUUGGUUUGAAGUUUACUUACCGGAAUCUGAUAAGUAUCGUGAGCACAAGACAUCCCAUUGCUAUAACAACCAUUGAAGUGAUUUCAAGAACGGACCUCAACGAGUUCCAAUCGAAGCGGAGGAUAGCAUAAUUGCCCGAACAAACUCGCUCGGUCGGUGGAACAUUUUAUGCUGUUCGGCUCGACUGUGUAAAGUGUAUCUGGUGUGCAGUGGACUCUCUAGUGCAACAGACAACCAGGCAAUUGUUUCGCUUGAACGAACAUAGGCCGGUGUGGUGCGUAGGAGCAUUAUACAGUACGCCCCGGAACGGCCAACGGAGAUUGGAAGAAGAUCGAGUCACGAUCAGAACGAUAGCAACACAGAUCCGCGCGCAAUCUUGGCAUCCAACCCGGGCACCAUGAAGACGGAAGAGAAAACGAACGUGCCGCGUGUGCGGAUAGCAGUGCUCGGCAAUAUCAAUGUCGGAAAAUCGGCCCUCACAGUACGCUAUCUAACCCGACGGUUCAUCGGCGAGUACAGCUCGAACACGGAUCUGCUGUACAAGCAGACGGUGACGCUGGACAGUGGCGUGCUGGACGUGGAGAUCGUGGACAUCUCGGCCGAGAACGACAACGGGUUCCCGGUCGAGCAGAUCCAGUGGGCCGACGCCUGCCUCAUCGUCUACAGCAUCACCGACCGCAGCAGCUACGAGUACGCCCAGCGGUCGCUGGCCGAGCUCCGUCAGCUGCAGAACGCCCCCUCGGCCUACCUGGUCGCCAACAAGGCCGAUCUGGACCAUCUACGGGAGAGUCCCGAGAGUAGAAGGCCACCGAGGGCGUCGAUCGAUCGAGCGUUCAGCGAUCCAUUCUCUUUCCUUACUGCCACAAUACCACUCAACCACACUGUUGCUAUGCGGUGUGGUUUCGCGCUGUUUGUAUCGAAGCAUGCUCUACGCUCUGGCUUUGGUGGUAUGCUGCGCCCCUGCGGUGCCAGGUGGCUAAUAUGUUUUCUCUCGAGUGAAGUGCCAGGCGUCUCCAUUUCAUCGAAAUUCCUAACGAACGUGCGAACGCGGGAACCCCACAAUCCAUUAUGGCAGCUGCUGAUUAAUUUCUAUUGCUCAGCUGUUUCCAUUUCUUCUGUUUCUCUAGCUUCCACGUGAUCAUCAACCCGCAGUCCGGGUUCUGGGAAGAUUAGUGAGCUUUUCAUCCAGCACGAUAAAUCCGUUAUCGCUGCAGUAAAAAAAUCGGUAGAGUGGGAUGUGGAGUACCGUGAAUCAGCACAUUCAGCACAUUCUACCCACUGGGGGGGAGGGCUUCUGAAAUUCCAAUCAAAUUGCACUCUAUUGGAAAUAGUUUAGUGGCGAAAUUUCACACAAAAUGCAUUAACAUAACAUCAUACAAUGUUUUCCACUGGGUCCAUGGUCAAUCGUCAUGCCACGUGCGUGCUGUGCCCUGUACGUCCCUCUUGCACUGAUUGGCACAUACACAACACAGAGCAAAUGAUGCAGCCCGGGCGCGUUGCAAACAGUGACCAGCUCGGAUGCAACCGGUCGCAACCACCGGCAGACCUUGCGGCAGCCAGGGGAGAACGCCUGCUUGGUCACCUGUUACUGGCACGAUUCAUUAGUCAUGCUAACCCUACCGAACACACUAAACAAUGCACUGCUCAGACCGAAUGGCAGGGAUGGGGGCCGCACCAUCGCCGCUCACUCCGCAUCGUACUUGAAGACGUCUCUCAUUAACACGUGUAAUUGGGGAAUGGUAACGGAUUGACUUGGCCAAAGGACCGUGAGCCGGCCGUCUGCCGCCCAGGACAGAUGUCGAUGCCGGCCAAGAAAACCUCCCCGGGGACAGGCUUGUUACUGUCUAAUCGAAAUUAAUUACGAUGCCGCACGAUCGGCAUCAGUCGUGAGCAGCCGGCUGCCACCGAGACGUUUCACUUGUCGUCGAGUAAAAUGUUAUCCAGAUCCACCGCGACACGCGGCUAUCGCGGAUCGGUUUGACCCAGAUUCCCAGACAGCUAAACAGUGUCCCGAGUGGACGCCGUACGGCGUGUGUGGCCCCCCCGGCCUUUGCGGGGGACACGCUCAGAUGCUCGCGGGCGAUUAAGAUGUCUCUGCAAACUGUCACUGCGAGCCAGUCAGAAGACCAGUUCGUUGCCCUUGGUUGCACGGCGCUGUUUAUGCGCGAAUCAUCGGUCCGGGCCUUCCCAGGGUCCUUGGCGAGCUCGGUCUGCCAUCGGUGUAGCUUGUUAUCCUUCGUCUAGAAGAGAGAGGGGACGCGUUGCCCGUGUUCGCACCGAUUGCUGCGAUGGAAACUCAAGAUUAAAGAUCGAAGCAAGCAAAAAUGACAGCUCGAGUGGCCAUGUGCGUGUGUGUGUCCGCCUGACCCGAGGAAUACAGAAGAUGAAUGUUUUGUUUUCGUCCCUAAACCGAUAGGCCGGAGCGGUGUUUCAGGAUGUCGGGACGAUGCCAAAGAUCAGAGGGAACGCGCGAGAGAGAGAGAGUGAGAGAGAGAGGGAGGAAUUCGCAAACCUGACUUGUUGACAAGGGACACCAGAAACCACUUAACCCACAUACUACUACGGAAUGUCACAAGGAAUGCCCCCUGGCCCGGCGCAUGAUUCACACCCAACUCACCCAGUUGUUUCGUUUGUUUUGUUGUUUUGUUUAACCGUUCUCCCGGCCAGGUCCAGGAAACGGAAGGAGCAUCACUAGCCGCCUCCCACGCCAUCGGAUUCUGCGAGGUUUCCGUUGCGGACAACUCACCUGCCCUCUA